AUGGAGGACGGCAAGGGUUGGAAUGAUGGGCGCGCUCGUGACGCGCCUCACAGCAGGGCGCGUCCCUUAUCCCUUCCUGCUCCUCAUUUUGCUUCCUCGACUCUCUCUCUCUCUGCGUACGCCAAAUCUAGCAGAGCCAAAUGUCAUGGUUCUUUUCCCACUUGCACUGGUCUUCCAAUCGCCAGAGGAGAGCUUCGGUACGGUGCAUAUGUUCACAAUCCCUUCGGAAAUCGAUAUAGUGAUUCCGAGAUGGUGCAAUGGUAUCAUUGGGGUUGUCUUCCGAAAACGAUUCUGGACAAAGUCGCAAAUGCUGGGGUCGUCAAUGUUGAAGGCUUUGGCACGCUGAAGUACAGUCCGCUGACAAAUAUUCAUUCUACAUAUCUGAGCAUGGUUCGGACUGCCCUGGCCAAUAGGAAGAUUGACCCUGCCGAUUAUCCAUCAAAUACCGCUUCUCUUGUGCCGGCCGCACCCAGCCAAGGAGCUGGUCCUUCUUCUAGUCAGACAGCUGCUUCCGCAAGUACAACUAAAUCGAGAAAGAGGAAGGCGGAGGACCUGGAUCUUCUAUCUUCGCAACCUUCAUCGUCUCAGUCUGGCGGCAUGUCAACCAUGCCCUCCCAAGCAACCGAAUUAAGACGCGAUGGAGAAGUUGAAGAUAACAACGAGGACGCUGACGAAGUUUACAUUGCUAUGAACUCUCAAGUCGUUGGCAUACAGUACUACCACGGCUUGGUGGGUAGCGGGGAGCAGGUUCUUCUCGUCAGAGAGCCCAAUAACAAAUACGACGCGAAUGCCAUCCAAGUUCUCAAUAUCCAGCGUAUACAAGUAGGACACAUUCCUAGAAACGUUGCUUCAAGGUUGGCUCCUGUGAUGGAUCAGGGGCUGGUGACAGUGGAAGGGACAAUGGUACAAGGCAACCUAUCUGGAGCUCACGCAUACACUUUGUCCUUGAAAUUACAGAUAUGUGGGCCAGCUGAUCCAGUGAGGCGAUCGCAGAUAGAGCCUUACUUGGUUUGGGCUACUCCUGGCCAGCGGGGAUUCGAUCAAGCUCGAACAGGGAGUGCGACCCCCUCACAACUCUUGCCAUCCAGUACACAAGCACAACGUGAUGCAUUGAGCUUGAGUCAGGACCAGGCAGAGGACUUGCAGCGAAUACUUGAGGGAUUUAAGAAGGCAAAUGACGAGGGACGGAGAGAUUCCCUUUUGGACUCUCUAUGUGCUGAGCAAGAUAUCUUGAAAGCACCCGAACACCGCAAUCCACCCAGUAAAGCAUCUGGAGAUCUGUUUACCGAUCUUCUCAAGCAUCAGUCCCAAGCACUUCAAUGGUGCAUCGACAGAGAACAUCCUGAGCAACAUCUGGCGAAGAAGGAAACCGACCCUCCUGUACAGUUCUGGCAGCUGAAGAAGACUGGAAAGCAGGUACUGGCCACUCAAACGCCGCAAGCAGAAAAGCCACUCCUGGGCAAAGGUGGAAUCGUUGCUGAUGCUAUGGGAUUGGGGAAGACUUUGACGAUGCUUUCACUUAUUCUGGCCACAAAGGACGAAGCGAUCUCAGGAUUCUCCAACACCACACUCAUUGUGGUACCUCUAUCCGUGCUCUCAAAUUGGGAAGAACAGAUUGCCGAGCACAUCACACGAGGUAAACUGUCCAUGCACAUAUAUCACGGUGGAGGCCGAGAUGUGUCCGAAACUCAGCUGAAAAAGUUCGACAUCGUGAUCACCACUUAUCAAACUGUUGUGUCCGAGAUGGACAAGACCAAUGGCGGCACGGGACCAUCAAGAAAAAAACGAAACGCCAAACACCACUUUUUGAUAUCCAGUGGAAGAAUCAUCCUUGAUGAGGGACACACGGUCCGAAAUCCCCGUGCACUGAUGUCACAAGCAAUCUGCAGUCUGGAAGCUGACCGACGUUGGAUUGUGACUGGUACACCCAUCGAUCUCGGGAGUUUGCUUGCAUUCUUGCGUAUAUGUCGUCCGUUGGAUCAAGCAGAUUUCUUCAAACGCCUUCUCGUUCGCCCUUUUGCACAGGGCUCACCGACAGCAGUCGAUCUCUUGAAAGCCCUCAUGAACUCUAUCUGCAUUCGGAGAACCAAAGAGAUGCAAGACGAGAAUGGAAAGCCGUUGGUUCCAGUGCCCCCCGUAGAAAUGAUUGUUGUUCGUGUCACCCUGGACGAUGAAACCCGCAAGGUAUAUGAUGCAAUAGAAGCGGAAUCACGCCGCCGCUUUGAUGAGUCCUUGGCCAUGAAUUCAGGAGAUGCCGUCGCUGCCCCUGCCAGCGUUCUCAGCAUGCUUACUCGACUACGUCAACUGGCGCUGCAUCCGGCUUUGGUACCACCUAAUUAUCUUGAGGUAGUGUCGAGAGCCGUUGAAGAUAGUGAAGAGUGUCCCAUUAUACCAUAUGUCCGUUUCGAUGGAUCCAUGUCAGCCAAGAAAAGGAAAGAAGUUCUGGCUAACUUCACACAACCGGCUGCCUCCAACGACGACUCCAGUGAAACUGAGUAUGAGGACGAUACUCCGGCUAAACCGAACAAGGGCAAGGGCAUCUUCGGCAGCAGAGUCGCACAACGACCUCUUGUGAUGCUCAUAUCUCUGAAAGCGGGAGCUCUCGGUUUGAACCUGACAGUUGCAAAUAACGUGUUCUUGGAAUCCAUCGAGUCCCAGGCUAUUGAUCGGGUGAAUCGUAUAGGUCAAAAGCGAAAAGUCACUGUGUAUCAACUUAUUGCGGAUGAUACGGUGGAAAGCAAAGUCCUCGAGAUUCAAGGGAGGAAGACAGAGUUCAUCAAACAGGCAUUUUCUGGGAUGAAAGCGCGUGAGAACAGCCGAACAAGGAAAGAAACUCGCUUGAAUGAGUUGAUUGAGCUAUUCGGCGGGCAACCCCAGCGUCGGAAGUGA
Messenger RNA from Dacryopinax primogenitus, 2889 nucleotides. RefSeq lists its product as uncharacterized. The transcript has 26 exons. Gene Ontology annotation, molecular function: hydrolase activity, acting on acid anhydrides, in phosphorus-containing anhydrides; DNA binding; zinc ion binding. The record is from RefSeq and is a predicted model, not a curated record. NCBI's taxonomy places the organism in Eukaryota, Fungi, Basidiomycota, Dacrymycetes, Dacrymycetales, Dacrymycetaceae. The coding region runs from base 1 to 2889 and encodes 962 amino acids.